GUCCAAUCAAACGGGACCUCAGUUUUAAAUGUGAACCGAUAUUCCUUCUCCGAAAAACACAACAAUACCGACAGUAACAGGACCCGCAUUUGGAUUUAAAACAUUAUAAGACUCGGUGUGUCUGUUUUAGUUAUCCAUCACACUUUGUCUUUUGUCUGCCUUUGGGCGUCUGUUGUUUCAUGGGAACCCAGGAAGGAGAAAGAAAUUGGGUUGAUGUGGCUAAUGAUCUACUCAGCAAGUGUCACAUAAAACUGAGGCUGAGGAAACUGACAGACUGUAAUGCAGAUGUUUUCAUCGCUUUAUACGAGAACAUCUUAGGAGAGAAGGUUCCAGAUUAUAUAGCGGCGCCAUGCAGUCAAGAGGAUGACGUUCAUAAUGUCCAGUGUGUGAUUGAUUCCCUGUCAUUGGAUUACCUCCAGAUCAGCCUCUCACACAUUACAGGAGAAAAUGUUGUUAGUGGGGAUAAAGAGUCGAUCAAGAACCUUCUGGAAAUUUUCGAUGGCCUCCUGGAGUACCUGAACGAGGAGAUCAACGAGGAAUCGCAGAACAGCAGUGAAUUAAGUGACGCUCUGAAUCCGGAUGAACCGGUUAAAACCAAGGAGCCCACUGAAGUUGAAGCCACGACGCAGCUGGAAGCAAGCCUGCCAGGAACAUCUGGAUCACCCAGUGUAGAAUCUACGGUUCAAUCCAAUAAAAAUGCUCUCCGUUCCUUGGAUUCUGAGGUCGGCUCAGCCGGUGAGCUUGUUGGACCGAGAGUCUCUGCAGGCACCUUUACAGACAAACAAGAAGAACUGAUCGUCCCUCCUCAAACCUCAGAUGAAGCCACUCCCUCCAGCUGUUUGGACAACAAUGAUCCACAGACUGAACAGAUGCACUCAGCUGUCCCGCUACAGCCACCCAAGCAGAGGGACACCGCCCACAGUCCUGGCCCACCACCCACAGCUGCUGACUUCACAGGAGCACCUGGAGAGGAGGACACCAAUCCUGCCCCGACACAG
Molecule: messenger RNA, 998 nt
Organism: Austrofundulus limnaeus
Lineage: Eukaryota; Metazoa; Chordata; Actinopteri; Cyprinodontiformes; Rivulidae
Product: centrosomal protein of 95 kDa
Cellular component (GO): centrosome; spindle pole
Source: RefSeq, a predicted model, not a curated record